AUGGCCCCAUGUGUCCCUCUUCCGACGUCGGCCUUCUCGCCCAGGCAGCGCAUAUCUUCUGCUCAGGAACCUCUGGUCAGUUCCUAUGCAGGCACAUCUUAUGAGAGCUAAUGAUGGAAGUAACUCUCAUGGGUCCUCGGCUGCACUCCUAUAUGUUCCUACCGUUUUCAGGGCAUGAAUGCCUGAACCAAAGUCUACCUUUGUUACACUUAAGGACUCUGGUAUUGUUUUGUCAACCGGUGGAAGAUGGUUCGGGAUUAUUUUAGUUAACCAUCUUUGAAAAACCGUAAACUUCAGGCUAAACCCUCCGUCAGUCCCCUCAAACGGUUCUCCCCGUUCGGUCAUCUUAUUCUUUUUUUAAACCAGCUACCGCGAAUUGCGGGAUUUGAUUCCUUGGCGAAAUACACAUGGGAGGACUCUAGUUUCCCCCUUAUUUGGAUGAAGUGGUUGAAAGGGAUGCCCAGUCAGAUCCACAAACCGGACUUCCAAGUAAUUAAAGGACGAGAGAGCCCCCCCCCCUCAUGCAUCGUGAUGCAAUGGUUGACCUUCGGACCAGUUGACCUCUGGAAAGCCUUUCAACCCAGCCUCACAUUUUCUGCCAAAACUGCGUGAUCAAGGAAUCGAUUCCGGUGAAACCUUGGUCUUGUCAGACCUGGCUACACCCAUAAAGUCUCUUCCUCCGGAUACGACGUGUGAGCACUGAGUUGGCGACUCGUUGGACUCCCCUGCCAGGGCCAAAGUCACUGUCAUGCAACUUUUCACAUUCCAUCCAAGGAAGUUUUUCGAAUUCUCUGACGAGGUCCACGAAUAGCCAAAAGGGACACUCAUGAAGUCCCCCCCAUUUCCGAAUCGAUGGCUGGACGACUGAGCCCCUCAGGAAUAUAAACCAGUUGUCCAUCGACGGCAUGUUGGCGACGCGUUUGUAGCAGUCCAGAAUCCGUGCAAACGUUUCCGGCUUUGCUCAAUUAGAUCUUUUCAGUAAGAUGUGGUUAUGCAGCCCCACCUGAUGGACACAAUAUUGUUGAGAUUGGGGUUAGGGGUUACGGUUGGGGGUAAAGGUUAGAGUUAAGAGUUAUGGUUAGAGGUUAGGGCAACUAUUUCUCAACCGCCCAAAGUAGAAUCGCGCAUUCCCAAUAGCAUCACUUUUGUAUACAACAACUUGACUUCGCCACCUGUGCGUCCUCCGGCCCCACCUGUAAAACCCCCAUUUACCACCGGUCCCGUAUUACAGGUUGUUGCGGUUUGUUUACUUCAGGUGGGGCUACAUAACCUUAUCUGACCACCUUUUCAUAUGCCAGACUUGCAAGGAAGCUGAUGCUCUUAUAAAAAGACUGACGAGAGGCUACCCAGAAACGACAGUGUUUAACAAACAACCGAGAUCAGCGGUUUUUACGCUAUCCACCUGAUGGCUUCGUGAGGCUUAUGCACGUGAGAAUGCGCACACACUGCAGCACACAGGAGACAAAAAGGAAGGAAGAAAUGGUUACUCACGAGCUUCUAACAACUGUUCGAAGCUGCAGUGCCGCCUUAAAACCGGUGCUCCAGGUUCUACCGGUCGCUACCACGUGCAGCCCAAUAAUGCGCCGCAAAGUCCGACAAAACUUAGGCAAGCAGUCGUCGUCUGCCACAUUCGAUGUGCUGGUUACGCCUGCAUCUAUGCGGGCCAAACGGGGCGAAAGUUGCAUUCUUCACAUCUUGAACAAGAAAAGCCUCCGAGACUGUGAAUCUCCCACCGACCGUUAACUUUGCCCUUGCCUAUGUUUGCUGUGCCUUGAAACAGUUUUUAAACAGUUUUAGACCUUGGUAAACUUGUAAUUUGGUAGCUCCACAAAAAGUGUUAAAACUUUUACGUCCACGACAGGGUUUCUGGUUAGGUAAAUUGAAGGGAACAAUUUACUAAAUCACCGGUCUGCCCUGUCUGCGGCACAGAGGUAGACAUUUCUGUUUCUACCGUCGAGUAUUUGUAACAGUACUUAUUGUCCAUUUUCGUCCGGUGACUGGAUGUCUACCAAGUGAGAAGAGGGAAACUCAGUCAAUAGAAGAAGAAUUUAUUUGUCCGACGUUUCAGAUCCACACACGAGCCCAUCCUGAAAGACAGAAAACCAUUUAGCUUCCCUUUCCAUGUUAGUAGCAAUUUUGAAUUAACUGAUGGUUUGAUCACAAACGUUUUUGGUCGUGCUUUCGAUUACUGUUUAUCUACCGCUAUUCAAGAAGUCCCGUCUCGAGUUCCAAGACAAACACGAGGCAAUCUGUUCCGUCAUGCAACGAAGCCAGGUUAGCACUCGCUGGUCCAGUUAGUAGCAAUUUUGAAUUAAUAACUUAAUCACAUACGCUUUUGGUCGUCGGUCAACUGUAAGUUAUGCUUUCGAUUAUUGUUUAUCUACUGCUACUCAAGAAGCCCCGUCUCGCAACGAAGCCAGGUUAACGCCCACCGGUCCAGUGUGACGUUAGAUAUUUAUUACUAGAACGCCGGCCUGCCUCAGGUCUCCGGUUAUAACGGAUGUCUGGAAAAACUCUUAGCGAAAAACUACUGCGCCACUGCGUGGGGCUAGUAUGUAACCAUCUUUUCUACUCGUCUUUUUUAUGAAGUCUUAAUUGCAACCACUGUCUAGCUAGGGCAAAGACGGCUAACCACCAGGCACCCAACGCUGGAGUAGACUACGAAACAGUAAAUUUGGAGAUUGGGUGGGCAAAAUCACUCAGUAAUGAGGGAUAAACUUGGCCGGAGGUAGUCGGUGGACCAUGUUUACGCUCCCUAUGCCGAACUUGUGUCCCCCCUUGGGUAUCCAAAGCACUGCCAAUAGAAGCGAAGAGACGAGUCCCAGGAAGUAGUCUUGAAGAAGGAGACACGAUAGCGGUCUGAUGCUGUCCGUAGCAUCCAUUGCGACGGUUACGUCCGUAAUUAUACAGGUCAAAAGGGACGGAAGUCGUCAUUCCGCCUUGUUUACAUUAAAGUAAUUUGGCGAGCCGGCAAUACUAGACGCAAUUGAGGCGUACGAACCGGCUUACAGAUGCGUCUAGCCAAGUCCUCCCCGUUUAUCCAGUAAACCAAUUCCCAACCUCAUCAGCAGAAAACUUUUCGGGGCUACCUACCUCCCCACCGGCUGCUAACCUUGUUCAGGCAUAUGUUCGCUGUUCUCUGAAAUGUGAGCGAAAAGUUGUAGACCUUGAAAUUUGGCCACAUAGACUAGAACCGUGUUGCAAUCCCUAGGUCUACGACAGAAUUGCUUACCGGAUUAAUCGGACUUGGCGGUAUAAUAAAUCACAUUGUGCGACAGAAAUUGGUUCUUCCGUUUUUGGCCGUUCAGUUAAGGAUUUGUGGCCCACGGAGGCGGUCCUACAGCAAUCCAAGAUGCUUACUGCAAUCAGGUUAGACCGGUACACACAAAAUUAAUGCCGUUGGAUACUCAUGAAUUUCGAAGAUGUGAUUGCUGGAACCGAUAUUUAAUUCGCAUGAAGUUUCCGGUCCACGCACGAUUGCAUCAUCAGAGACGCAGUCACCUAGCAUCCCCUUGCCUGUGGGUGACAGUUUUUAAUAUAUUAACAGCUUGGUCGCAUAGGUUUUUGAUCACUAUUAAACUGUUAGGCAAUGAGUCAUGCUUUUGAUUACAGUCUAUUUACCGCUGUGCAGCUGCGUGCCGGAACGCAUCUGUUCCGUUCUGUGACUGUCCUGUCCGCUUUCUGCACGCUGUUCGAGUGUGACAGGAGAUGUUUACUGCUAUAAGACACCGAUCGCCUACGCGAGCCUACUUAUAGCAGAUGGUUGGAAGCCUAUGGUGGUACUGCGUGUGGACCACUAUGCAACUAGUGUUUUGCGCUUGGCCGUGUCGCAGUACGUCUCUGACAUUCUCUUCUGUCUGGAGGAACAUACAUUUGGCGAUUUCGGCCAACUUUCCUCGCGUAGGUUGGCUGGAGCCAGGGCGUGGGACCUUAAAGUGCUGACCACGAGACACCCAACGCUGUAGUUGACAAUGAGACGUCAAUCCCCACAUGGCUCUUAGGGGAAUUGCUAUACAGUUACGAUAUGAAGCGAGCAAUCAUUUAUCAUGUGGUGAAUUCGCGUCACCAAGCCGGCUGAAUUAGCAGUGAUUAUUGUUCUCACUAGUACAAGGAAGCGGCGACGGCGUGGAAAGUGUUAGGUGCGAAAUCAAAGUAUGAGAAAAAGGUCAGGUCGCAGUUCGUAGCCCGCAAUGGGGAAGCCAACCUAACACUAAAACCUUAACUCUUAUCGUAAAACCUUAACCAAAACGCCAACCCAACAACCUUCCCCUAACCCGGACGGUAAAAUUUAACACUAAAACCCCAACCCUAGCCCCAAACCCUACCCCUAACUUUAUAACUAAAACCUAACCCUAAAGUCCUAACACUAACCCAUAAUUGCAAAACUUAGCCUUAAGCCCCAGCCCUAACCUUAACCCUAAAACCCAACGGCAACCUUAACCCUAAGCGCUAACCUCAACCCUAAAACCUACCACCAACUCUAACCCUAAGGUCUGACCCUAAACUUAAAGCUAAACCCUAAGGCUAACCCAAAAAUCCUAACCCUAACUUCCAACCCUAACAUUAACCUUUAAACCUAACCCUGACCUUAACCCUAAAACCUAACCCUAACCUUAACACUAAAACCCUAACCCUAAAACUUAAUCCUAAGCCUAACGUUAACCCUCAAUAAGUCCAAAAACUUGACCGAAACAGGCGACCUGCCUGACUCAGUAGAAACACACCUACUGAUAACAAGUUUCCUCGAUAAGGAAAACACACUUGCUGAUUACAAGUACGUCGACAGUAUCAACUCAUAAUGUCUGGCUAUGAACUGCGAUCUUACCGAGAAAAAAAGUUCAGAAUCACGCUCUAUGUUAGUAAGGUUUUGUUAAUGAAAAUGCCCGUAGACUUAUAGCUUUGACCUCGGUUAGCCCUCCGUCGUGGCGUAAGGCAUAUCCUCCUUCCGCACUCACUCCAUUUCGCGGUUGCCAAUGUUUUUUUUUACAUUCACAACAUGCUUUCAGCAGUCGCAGAUGCUAUUCAAUCAUCCAGGCCCGGUGCAAGAAGCCGCUCAGUUUUUGUACCAUUUAAAGGGAGGCCACAUCUGCCCUGACAGCGUGAUCUUGAUCUUACCCUAGUUGCCGCCUUCUGAUACCGGCGAGGACGAUGGACACUGUCGCUUGUUUUCACGUUGCUACGGCAACGUCGUAUCCUCUGCAUCCUCGUCGCUGUCUGGGCGAGAGCGGUCGGAGGACGAAAUUCGCGCUCGCCACAUGGCGAGGACGGAGAACCGCAUGCGCCAGCGCCUCCUCGACUUCUACAUGACGCCCUGCGAACGGUGGCGUAAAAAGGGCGUAUUUCCCUUCAAGAUGGUGACGCAGUUUGUCAAGCUGAUUGCCAUCACUGCACAGGUUAGUUCUGCCCUCCUCCCCUCCGCGUUCUCUACCCAUUCGCCGAGUAGGACGUGGUAUGCCUACGGUGUUCAGCCUGCCUCGUUAAAUGCGUUUCCUAUUAGGAGCGUUUUCUUAGGUCGAAUUUUACUAUUUAUUAUCGUUCAGGAACGGUGAUUUGCGCGUGGAUUAGUUUAACGUGGUAUUAGAAUCUACCGCACUCUCUUUUCCCUGCCCCCCACCUGGACCCGGUGUCAAGGCAGAGUCAAGAAGACUGGAGGUGGGAAGGAGAGGGCGCAGGUGGCUGGCGCGGCAGGAGCCGCACCUAGGCGUGCCACCACACUUCUCGAUCCACAACAGACACUUGACCAGGAUUUUUCGCCAACAAAAACAACACCGUAGCAGGGGCUAGAGCAACGAGGACGACUGGGCAGCCAUGCUCACCGUCUGUGUACCUAGCGGGAGCGCAAGCGCAUCUGCCGGCAGGGAACCAGAUGUCGGGAAGCUGCCAGCGCAUACCAGGCUGCGAUGGCCAUGGUUUGCUGGUACUGGCAUAGCACACGCUUACAGACCUUUUGACCAUCUACUGAAUAAGUAGUGAAGCCCAGUCAUGUGCGGUGGAGAAUAUUGCCUCCCUCUCUGAGGACUGAUUUUCAUUGAAGUAUUCUUAUUGCAACACUGGACAUUUCACUUCGAUCCUCCCUGCAUCCUAUUUUUCAUUUUGUCUCUGAUUGCUUUGAGCUUUUCCUUCCUCUUACCUCCCUCCGUCAGCUCAUCCUAUUUGGCUCACUGAAUUCAACCCGGGUCAGUUACGGUGAGCGGGCCGUAAUAGCCUUCAAACACCUCUACCUUAUUGACUGGGAUCCGCAGUACGAGACCCUGCCCUAUCCGCCUAGCACCGGCAUCUACUCCGUCUACACCCGAAAACGCUUCUACCAGAGCAUUGGAUUUGCAAUAGAACAGGUUCGUUCUGGCAGUGCGGAGUUCCAUAUUUCCUGUCCUGUCGGCAAUGUUUGCAUGCCUGUGUCUGUUUCGCCGUAAGAAAUCUGCUUCGUCUGUGGGGAGGGGAGAGAGUAAACUACUCGAGACGCCUGCGCUUGUGCAACAACAACAAGGACUCUCCAACCUGCCGCCCCCCCCUCCUCCCCAACGCACCGACCACCGAACCCUCCACUCGUUGCCGGCAAUUCAACCGUCGCAAGUGGCGAGGUCCACCACCGCCCCGGAAGGUGGAUGCAACCAUGACUUGCGCAGAAAUUAUUUAUAGUGAGGCAGACUUGCGUUGCAUCUACCUCGAUCUCUCUUCCCACACUCACUUCACUCUGAUGGCAAGACGGCCGAAGGUGGCCUGCGCGCAGUGACUGACAAGACAGGGCAACCCAGAAGAUGAAGAUGCGAUCACUGGGACGCCCUGACGCAUCUUCAUCUUCUGAACUGCUACCUGGGACUCUCCUGUUCGCUUCUACAGGGCAACCCCUCUACGCGGACCACACACACGCGUGCAAUAAGGGACACGUUGAGAAGUAGUCAUUGCGGUCCGGCUUCUAUUUUUGAAUUGGACCGAGUCAUCCCAUAAGUCGACAGGCCCCCAAGCCACGGUAUCUAGCACACCGUAAUGGUUGAAACCCUUUUAUGGUUUUUUAAAGGGGAGUAUUGAUUGUUAGAUCCAGAUUGCAUAACGUCACUCUCCCCCUUCCAUGUUCCAGUCUGUUUUUUCGAGUUAAACCUAUCUAUAUCUUCAGCAUGCGUUGUGUGAGGCGCGUGUGUGUGGCACGCGUAGACAGGCUAUUCUUAAUUCUGUCAGCUACCUUCUUCCCCCCGAUCCAAUCCGGAGAGAGUGAGGUGAACUCUCUGUGCCUAAUUUCCCGCCACAAACAAUCAGACACGCUUGAUACUCCCACGAUGCGCUAAAAUCCUUGUGCCUUGGAAGGUUGUCAAUUAACGCUUCAACUCAGAUUAGUGCAGUGUGUGUGUUUGUGCCUUGAGUGGUGACUGAGAGUCAGACUACGAUGGUUCCUUCUCACACAUGUGAGAUCAGGACCGCCUACCCCCUUUUUCGUGUGCGUUUUGGGGGGCUAGAGCGUGCAUGUGGCGCGCGAGCGCAGACAGACACUCUAGCUCUAUCAGUCACUGUGUCCACUACCCACAUCUGACAAGUGACCCACUCCGACAGCGAACUGGUGGCCGAAAGUCGAAAGAGAGUGAGCAAGGUCGACGGUCUCAGCGCAUGCUCCUCCGUGUAAACAAUCUAAUGCGCUUGAACCUAUCGCGGUGUACAUUUCGCGCUCUUAAUAAUCUCAUAAAUUUAUAAAAUUUUAAAAAAAUUAAAAAAAUGUAAUUAUACAAUUAUGAUAAAAAUGUUAUCAAAAUUAAAAAUUUUAAAAAUGUAUAAUUUUUUUAUAUAAUUGUAAAAUUUUUAAAAUACUUUAAAAAAUUUACAAUUUUUAAAUUUAAAAAAAUCAUAAAAUUUUUAAAGCGAACGACACUUUGUUUCCGGGUACAAACUUCGAGCAGAUUAGGAUGCUUUCUAUAAAAUGUAUUUGAAUUUAUAAGGGCAUCAAAAAUCAAUAAAAAAAUGCAUGCUGCGUGAGUAAUCAUUUCUUUGCGCCAGUUGUUCUUUCCCCAGACGGCCGAAAAGAAAUGCAUCCGAACUCCUGCAUCUUGACAUGUCUGAAAUCUCUUUAGAUUAUGCUGCCCGGUAAUCGGUAUUAGAACGCCACCUAAGUAACCCCUCCUAGUUGAAAACGCAUUUCAGAAUUUCAGUUAACGUUUAAUGAGGUGGGCCACCUACGGGACAUCGACUCCUGAAAUAAAAAUUAUGCCCACCACAACCUCGAAAUAGUGGAGGAAAUAUCACAGUCAGUCUGGACUGCGCUUGAUUAAUUUUGUGGGCAGGACAUUCCUAACGAGGUCGGUUGUCGGUGCUUCUUCGCCAUCUUGCAUCAGGCGUCUUCUGGUUCUAUAACUUACCCGUCUUCCUGAGGACCCAUCUACGAAAAACGGCCAGAGGGACAUCUGGUGACACUUCACACCCUGACCCCCCCUCUCUCUCUUUCAUUGUCAGCGCUGUGCUGCUUGACAGUGGCUACCUUCACAUAACUAUUCAUUUCCUGUCAUCAAUUUAAUUGCUGAUUAUCCUUCCCUCCUUUCGAAACAGUUCAACUUAACAGAGGAAAUAACCAUCAGCGGUUAUUCCUUCGCCGACCGCAACCGAACCGUGCAAUUUUGCCUAAACCAGGUCACCCCCAGCGGCCGUCACACAGGCAAUUACACCGCAGACAGCCGUAGUAAGUUGAAACCCCCCUCCCAACACACAAAUGACCUUAUGUUGUUCAAGGCAAUUCUUUUUAUUGUACGAUUAUAAAUAUUCUUGAAGGUUGUUGAGCCUCCUCGUCGCUAUUCAUCAUAGUCGUUCCCCCUGAGUCUGGGAUGUGAAAGAAACGGCUUUUUGAUCUCUGAACCCGGUCUCCCUGGCGGAUCACUCGAUAGUUCGUCACUCGAACUCGUCGAAGACUAUCAACACCUGGGUCAGCGAGCAGAACUGGCCCCACCGCUCCCAUUCCUUCACGCUCGCUCAGUGGUAGGUAUACUGGUCCAGUCGCGCUGGAGAUGAUGUCUGACGCAGCACGAAGCCUCUGUCCUCUACCUGUCACACACCUGCCUUCAGGCGCCAGAUAGUUUAGCGCUUCUCGGGGAAGACUAUUUUUGGAAUGGGCAGGUUUAUGGGUCUGACGAGUACGCAGUUGCGGGCUAUCCAGUGGUAAUGCCCUCAGUCGUGGCCGGACACUGAUCAGGCAAAUUAAUUGCUUUAUUCGAAAAUGCAGAAACGGUGCUACGACAUGGGCCUAGUGUUGCUUACAAUCCAGUUGUACCUCACCCGCGGUUUUACACAGUUCUGAAAUCUCAGUCCAAGAUAUGGCCCCUCCUGUAGUCGUUCCACCCAAUCGCCGUCUAGCGAGUCUCGACUUAACCUCGUUUUCGGCCGAUCAGGACUAUGAUCCACGUGCCUUGGUCGGACAUGUCGCGGUCUGUAGUGUGGACAAGGACGAUUUUCUGCCCUCAAGCUUGCAGCCCGCAGGCCAGUCAACCCGCUCAACCAUCAGCACAACGACUCGUCCAGCGAUGGGGAGUCUAUUGGCGUUCGCUGAUCGGUGAACGCGCUCACGCCGCACCAGUGCUUGCCGCUGGUCAUUCAUACGAUCUGUCGCAGAAAUACACCUUCACAUUCUCCAUCCGAAGGCCGGCCGUGAUUUCGUCUUAACUUCUGAAUCCCAACUUGCGCCCAAGCUCCAAAUGUUUUGAUUGGCUGGAGCGCCCGACUAUGUUAGCAGUAUACGUGCACUCUGCAAGCGGGUUCCUGUUGAACGAUGUUUGCUGUUAUAGGCUACCCUCUGGGUUACUAUUCAGUCAACAAAGUUUCUGCCUGUUAAUUUAUGAUUUAUAACUAGUUAAUCUUAAAAAGAAAGUUUUUCCAGGACAUGGAAGGUAUUUGAAACUAUCCGAUGUUAAGCCUGACGCUGUACCAGUGAAGCACAGAGCUGUCGGGAAAAUAGAAAUCACGGAGUAGUCCCGAAAAGCGCGUAGUACGAUAGCGUUCGGGGAUAACGCAGGCCGAAACCUUGAAGUUAAAAAAGGAAAGCUUCAAUCACCACGCCCAAGGGGUGUCUAUUGUUGUAUUGACUUUGGGUGGACGAAUAAGCAUUGCCUGCCAGGGUAGUCAGCCCAAUCUAUGAAAAUUGUGAAUGACAUAGCACUAACUGUGUGUUUGGCUCUGUAUGGUGAUCGUCAAACGGGACGCGUCUGGGUCCGGUCAGCACUAUAACGUCAGACCGUACCGAGCCUCCUUUUGAAAUCACUGGCGACGCGUUUGGCUCUGUUUAACCACCAGGCGGGCCUCGCUGUUGUUGCCUUAGACCAGAACGUAAGUUGGGCUGUACAAGGCAUGCAGGAGUUCUUAACCACUGCGUUCCAUGCGCCUCAGACGCCGCGUCUGACAGUGCAUCCCAUCUCAGCACCAGUCCUUCGACAGACCACUGGUUUAUGACACUGAGGUACAUCUCUCCCAUGACACUUCUACCUGCAACAGCUAUGACACACUAAAGGUCUUGGCUUCCAAGGCCGCCGACUAACGUGGCAUCUGAGUCCUCCGUUGGAUUGCAAUGGCUGCUACCCCUAUGUCAUGCAUGGGAGGACAAAGGAGUGGUUUUGAGGGCUGCCAACUGACGGGGCAACUCCGUCCUUUCUCAGGACUGCCCCUUUAUGGCACUGCCCCUCACGUGAGGUCCGAAUCGCCCUCACGGAAGCGUUGUACAUUCAGUGGGGAUCGCAUCACUUGCGUGGCGCGUGUAGACGAGCUAUUUAGAUUCUUCGGCUCUUUGGUGCUCCCAAGUAAAUCAACUUGGCUUUCCCUUUUUGCGUGGUACAGCGCGCUUGACCAUGUUUCUUUCUCUCCCUCCACCCCCCACCGUCCCAUCACUCACUCGUAGACUGCGUUUCCGUUUCCAUCUUGGAUGUUCCAGUUGGAGAGGUCAAAACAGCCGAGACAGUCAAGCGUUUUCUCGCCGCCCACAACAUCAUCAUCGACUUCAUGCGGUAAGGCUCCCAGGCUUCAUGCGGUAGACGCAGUUUUGCCCUGUUCACUGCACAUUUCCUUGUCCCUCUGAGGGUUGGUGGACACUGAUGAGCCUGCAGCCAUACGGAGCACUUUGCUGCGCAGCGUUGUCACUCUGUUCUGACCAAACCUGACUACCGGCUGUCCUCUGUGACUCCGAGGCUGUGCCGCGCCCCUGUGGACCCCAGAACGGACUACGCUGUAGAUGCGCUGGACCAACACAGGGGCUAGAUCAGAGUCCAACAAGCGUUAUCAGAAAUGCACGCCCAUAACAAAUCUCGACGCUCGGUGGCUUACACAGCGCCAAUUUGGAUCCGAGCCGUCCCCCAAUAUUUGCUGUUGUUUAAAACAGGGGAUGUGGAGGCACGUCAAGGCACGGGCACACAUCGUGCCGACCAACUGCGCCCUCCCCCCACCUCCGGUCUUCUUGACUCUGUCACGACACUGGACCCAGGUGGGGGGAGGAGGAGGAGCGAGUGCAGUCGGUGCUGUGCAAGUCUACUAUCAGCAUAAACUAAGUCACGCGCAGGUCGUCGUUCCUGUGCCCUACUUUUGUUGUGAUAUAAAAUCCUGGUCUGUCUGUUGUGGACCAGAGGGUGUGGUGGUACUCCUAGGCGCAGGUCUUCGCCGCGCUUUCCACCUGCGCCCUCCCCCCGCCUCCGAUCUUCCCGACUUUGUCUAGCAACCGGACCCAGAUGAGGGAGGGAGAGGCAGUGCGGCAGACGCUGCGCGAGUCUACUAUCACUUUAAACUGCCCCACACGCAAGUCACAUCCCUGUCCUCACCCUGCUUUGGAGCACACGGUGGACAUCGUCGAUCACGACGGCCGAACUGUCGACCACACCCUUGUAACUGGUUCCACUGACGGACGAAACCGGCCAAGGUCUGGUUCUGUCGUGAAGGUAAAGGGAAAUUGUAGUCUACUGAUACGCGUCGACGGGAUGCUUAUUCACUCACUGCGUCCAAACGCAUCUCGCAGGUCCAGUCUGCUGUUGCACGAGUCCACUCCACUAAUCAAAGUAUCGCGUGAGUCAUUUCUGCCGCCUGGAGAAUGAACUAUUCUCAACGUCAUUAUGGAAAGGGGGCUCGAUGACAUCGAUUAAGUAAGUUUGUAUGUUUUUGUCCAAUCGCAGGAUGGACUACCGGACUCCCAUUUUGCCCCAGGGAUUCGGCCAGAGCUCUUUCAGGCGGGCGCACAACGGCGAUCAACCAAAAAUUUGGAACUAUGACCAAAACUUGUAUAUGGUCUCCGGGAGGGCCGUUUCCGGCUCCUCGGCCGUCGUCAGUCUGAGUCCGCCAUGCUAUCAGGUCAAGGCCAUGAACGCCACUUCUGUUCGAGCUCAAGCUGGUAUCUGCGUGGGAUAGUUCGACCGCCCCGACCGACGAAGUCCACCUCAUGUCCCACUGAGGGGGGGGGGCGUGAAUUAGUCUAUGAUGCGGCAGGAUUUCGCAGCACCCAGCAUACUCCUUUUUCCCUUGCCUAUCUUGCUCAGAUUAAAAAAUAAUGUCAAGACAAUCAGAAGUUGGUACGGACGCAGUGACUGAUAAAGCUAGAUGACCUGUCUACGCGUAUCACACGCACGACCUGAUCCUCGCCGCGUGUAUCAGGCGUAGUUGAAGACCUGACACUCCGUCUUGCAGUCACUCGCAAAUGCUCUCCGACCACCAGCGGCAUGAUUUUGCUACAGACCGUGAGCGGUCGCCAAUAGUACUGUGUCCUCCCUUGGAGAAUAGCCCUCUUGCGUCCACGUAACCUAGUCUUCUGUUUGCCUGUAUAGCUGUCCGGACGGUCGACACAGGCAUUCCACUACACUCCCUGGCCUCACCGAAAUAGGACCAUAAUGCUCAGAAUCUUCUCAUUGCAGUUGCACGUUGUCACUGACUUCCACACGGUGUUAUCAAGCAGCAGACGAGUUCACUGAAUUUGCUGUUUCUUCCUUCUGACCCAACUCUCAUUCUACAUAAUGUUCGCCUUUCCUUUGUUCUCCAGCCUUCAAACCUUCCAACUGAACUUUCAACUCUCUUCUCCCUCGAUACAUCAUCUGGACUGGGAUCGCAGUGUGGAGUGUUUCCAGUUCAACAUUUCGGUUAGUUCUGUCCUCUCAGCCCUAUGCGUUUCAACUGACCCCUUCAAACUAUCUGUACAGAAGAACCCAAAUGGAUCAUUUCUUGUUCUAUGCGGCCAAUCGCAUGACUUCAUUCUGGUGAAUAUUCCGAAAAUGAAGCCGUAUGCAUCCUGGUGGUGUUGUGUCCUUUGCACAGUUGGUUUCCAUCAUAUGCCAACUGUUGUCAGAUAUAAUCCCCAUCAGCUGGUUAAAACAAUCCUACGGAUUGUGUUACGUGCUUUGACCGAGACAUGCGAAUUCGGAGUAGAGUCGGCCGACAUGCAUGCUCUUCCCCUGCUUGUUAUUCCGUCAGCCUAGCACGACGGUGACCAUCGCAUUCGUCAACCACAGGCGGCAGGAAACGCCCCCUGUCCCAAGGAGGUUAUCUUGAUGGCUUGCACAUCAGUAUGCUUAUGGCGGGGCAGGCUUGCACCGCAUCCACUUCACUCGAUGUCAGGAAGACCAGAAGCGGCUUCUGAGAUGCAGUGGCUAACAGAGUUGAAUAGCUUUGAUGUGUGAGCCAUAUACAGUGCGUGACCGAUCUCACGAAAUGUUGGCCAAAAAUCUGGAAUGCGAUCCGAUUAGGAAGGAUUACUUAAAUGGGGUUGCUAUACUGAUUAUCAUGCAGCAUAAGUCUAUAACAUUUAGGACUCGCCAGGGUGUUGGCUUUUAAAUGCACUUCUUCUUGACCUCCUGCAGAAACCACACUCGGCAAAAAAUGGCUACUUAAGUAGCCUGUAUUUUGCCUAUUGCUUUUGGAUGGUAUUAUAAAUUCAAACAAAUUUUUUAGAGAACAUACACAAAAAUAUGCUUUCUUUUGCUCAUUUGGUAGAAAAUCACAUUGUCUUCAUAUUUUAUGCCCGAAGAAAGUGUAUAUUUCGGUAUUAAAAAGGUUUCUAAUUUUGAGAUUUUUAAGACCGUGCGAUGUCCAUGCAUGCAAGACCGCACAUGUCCUUUUACUAAUACUCCUCAUGAAAUGUACAACACAGUCCGGAUCCAUUGCAUAAUUUCAUGAACUCUGUUUAAUAUAUUCUUAAAGACAUAGAAGAAUAUAUGAUUUUCUUUAAGCGGAAAGCAUCCACCUUGUAGACUGAAAUUACUGAAUGGCGGAACAGGCUGGAAAUUAUUCGGGAAUUUGGAAACUUUUUUAAAGCCUAAAUAUUCACUUUCUGCGGACAUAAAAUAUGAAGACAAUGCGAUUUCCUACCGAAAGAGCAAAAGGAAGCAUAUUUUGUGCGUGUUUUCUAUAAAAUAUCUUUGAAUAUAUAAGGCCAUCGAAAAUCAAUGUGCAAAUGCAUGCUACUUAAGUAGCCCUUUUUACCGAGUGUGAUUUUUCAGGAAGUCAAAAAGAAGUGCAUUCAAAAGCCGACAUCCUUUAGAGUCCGAAAUGUUAUACCGUUAUGCUGCAUGCUAAUCAGUAUAACAACCCCACCUAAGUAAUCCUUCCUAAUCGGAAACGCAUUGCAGAAAUCUGGCCAACAUUUCCUGAGAUCGGUCACGCACUGUACUUUUCGGGACUAAAAAGAGGAGACGAUGCCUGAUAUCGCGCAGGCUAGAAUUCCUUUAAGUUCACAUUCGGGAGCGACCACUGCUCACUUCUCAUUCCUGAGGAGUGUCGAAUUAUCUCGUCCUUUGGAAACUUUCCAAGUCUCGAGGCACAUUUGGUUGUUUUUGGUGAGAAGGUAGAUGCAGCAGGUUGACCCCAUCCUCUCUUUCCUCUUCUAUGCCACCGUCAAGCCGACCGCAAAUGAGAUUGGUUGCAGUACCUGAAGUGCCUUCUGGUCCACACCUAACGCGUGCCAAACACCAACUCGGGUCUCGAGAAAACGAGAGGCGUCAUGCGGACCACCCUUAGGGGGGUGGGGGGGGGGACAUAUCAAUUUGUUUCUCUUUCCAUGAGAAAAUUGAGGUCAACUGACAAUCUUCCAAAUUACUACUUUCCUGGAUGGUCGUUUUUCUCCUUUUAGUAGCCCUCAGGCCUCCUGUCAACUGGAUCUCGUUUUAUGUUUCGGUCCUGAGAAUUGUCUCUUAAAUCAGUCGUCAAAGCGGACUGAGCUGUUGCGUUAAACCGACACAGAGGCAGCACACGCGUGUACGACGCGCUGGAUGGAGGCUUUCUACCAUAUCAGACAUUGGGCCUGGUCUCACCUCUAGCCAACUUUACUCUAACUGACCACAACCGGUGUGGGGGGGGGGUUGAGAUAGACCCAGCUCCAUUGCAGUGCAUCACUGCCUGACUAUAAGAAGUCUGGCCGCGAUGACCCGCCCUUAAUUUGGCCUCAUGACACCUCGAAGAGAGUUCCGAGAAGCCGGCCUCUGAAGUCCGGUCCGUGUAAUCAACAGCACCCGCGUGGAACGUGUAGACGCAACUUUAACCACCUUAUUAAUGCUCAUAUCCGGCCGUGUUAUAUGCCCCAGUAGGAUGACGCCAGUUGUGUGCGGAACAAAAGACAGAAAGGAAACCAGAGAACAGCUUUACUGCGUCAGUCGCCGUGUAUACAUCAACUCGUAAUCCUUCCGUCCGUGGCUUCGUCUGGCUUGCGUGUUCCUACUGGUCCAGUCCUGAGCGCCCGCAUGGCCAGGCCCUCGCGUGUUGUUCUGGGCCGUCCUAACAGGCCGUAUUGACUUUGAGGCCUCGUGGGUAUUGGACGGGUGAUUCAGGUUCUGCGCAUGUCCCCUCCCCCCAAAAAAGGAAUCAUUUUUUACGUAGACACUAUCGCACCCAUGAAACCGUGUCGGUCCAUCUAUCUCAUAAACAGUUACUCAUCGACAUCCUAGUCCCUUUCCGCACCUCCACUUGCUUUUAACCCGCCUUGGUUGUUUGCAUGUGUGCCCCUUCUUACACUUUCUCCUCCCCCCUCUCCCGCGGCUGCCUAGAUAACUUUCGAUAACACUGGGCAGUCGGGCCAGGUGUCGGUUCAUCUUGAUGCUCAACCAAUUGAGAUUGCUUGUGGCGUUGUGGGUAGCGAGUCCGUCGCCAGCCCCUCUGCUGCGCCUGAAGAUGGCCCCCUCUCAUCCUCCUUCCGACGUAACGUUCACCUCGCGGUGGACCUCCUCGCUUUCGACAUGAGUCUCCUCUCCGCCCUCAUGUGCCUCCGUUCCAUCUGGAUGGGUUGGUCGCUCUGGAAGGUAAGUCGACACUCAGAACCCCGUGUGGUGACAUUCUUAGGCGUCAGUCCUGCCCUUUUAACUGACCGGACAUGUUGAAUACACUUUUACACCUAACCACUACUACUUGCAUACUGUCAUGCUCAUUGUGCUUCUUCUAAUCUGCGCACGAGUCUUUAGCGUUGCGCGCAGACGUUUUUUCGCAUAGUUUCUGCCUUUUAUGUUCGGGAACCCACUAAGAAACUCCAGUGGCCGUUUCUUCCUCUUUAGUUAGUGUACCCUGGAAUCGGCUUUUACUGCCAUCCACCCCAGAUAGCUGUCUAAUUCAUGGCUUUAGGUACAGGAAGGUGUUUUUGUGUUCCGAAUUAACUUAUGUCAUGCUUACUCAAAUACCUCAUGCGACUGCAAACAAACCUGAUCUAGACGGUUUCAGUGAUAUCACCGACGGUUCCUCUCUGCUGGUUGCGAUCUACGCUAACUGAUCAAGUUAGAUCAGCGUAGACUGUCCUUUCCCCACGAAUUUCCGAGAACUACCUCGAUAUUUUGGCGGUCCGUGUCUGGCCAGGUCCGACUGAGAACGGUGGCACUGAACUCCUAGGGUGGGUGACAGGGAAAGUACCCGAGCUACCUCAGACGUUUUUCCAGGUGAACCUGAUAUAUCCCUGCAAAAUAGACCAGUCAAGGCGAAGCGGGCGUAUUUCAAAGGAUCACUUUCACUCGACGACGUUCAAAGGUCUCUAAUUUCCUCUCGUCUUCCAGGCUUUAUCAAUCAUACAGAAGGACUAACCAAACGUCUGCUUAGUGGAAGACUGUUCUGCCACUGUGUAUUAGGUUAGGCUACACCCCAGCUUUGGUGGAGUAACUGCCUAAUAUUCACAUUCUAUCAAAACACAACUAUUAGUAUAUAGAUAUCGAUUGGUAGAGGGGCGCUCACCGAUCGUUUCUACGGAACUCACACGUCCUGUUGUGCCUUACGGGCUCUCUCUCGAGUCCAACCAGCAGUCGCACAGCGGCGCAUGACAUAGGCAAAAUAGUAUUACUGACAAAGACAAGGGAGACUAGAAUGGCCAUUUCUAGCUAAUUAGCUGUCGUCAGCCAGUCAUACCCAAUCCCGAAGUUUGAAACACCUGCGUUGAUUUCUCUAGACUCCUAAAUUAUUGCCCAUGUUGUAUGGUACGUGAGUUGAAAAAUUAUAUUGCCUGAUGGGCAUUACUCAAACUGAUAAAAUCGAUGGACCUCCUAGGGAACUUAAUUGGCGAUCUUGGCAGGACACGGGAACGCGGACCUUCUCUCCCCCCCCCUCCCCAAAUUACUGGUGGCUUUGUGCUAAAUUCCAGGGGUUGCUGGUUUGGUUAAAUGCUUAGGGUUGGGGUAAAAUUUAGCACAUGGAGAUGCGUACCCCCUCUGUGACUUAGGGAAAACCCCUCUGUAGUACGAGCAGUCUAUAUUCCCGUGCUUGAGCGUCGCCAAUGCGCCUGGAGAGUUCAGAUUGAUUCAUUUUACACUGCCAUAUUGUUGAUUUUCGACGCCCCUAAAAGUCCAAUUAUAUUUCGUGGCAAAACAUGCAUAAAGUGUUCAUUCUUUCACUCAUUCGGUAGAAAACGACGUCUUCUUCUUCUAAUUUUAUACUCGAAGGAGGGACAUAAUUCGGUUUUUAAAAAAGUUUCUAAUUGUGAGACUUUUAAAUACCCUGAAAUGGCCGUUCAUAAAUCUUUCUAUCUCUGCAUUUACCAAUUUGGCUUUUAAAGUUAACAAUAUGGAUCAAAUCUACUGUUAAUUUUUAUGAACCCCAUAUGGUCCCCUUUAUUACCUUAGAGAAAUGUGGGGUUUUCCGUACGCCGAAAAUAUAUGGCUUGUAGUUUGGAAACCCUGAAUGCAAGUGUAACGGUAGAGCGCGUUCAAAACCAUUCAGGAAUUGGAAAAGUUUUUGAAAACCGAAUUAUACCCUUUCUUCGCGUAUGACAUUGGAAGAAGACGUAAUUGUCUACCGAAUGAAUCAGCAAAAGAAUGAAUAUUUUUAUGCAUGUUUUCCAUGAAAUAUAACUGGACUUUUAGGGACAUCGAAAAUAAACUACAAAAAUCCAUGCUACUUAAGUAGUAAUUUUCUACAAAGUGUAGUUGUUGCAUGCAGUCGGAAGGAAGUUCAUUCGUAGCCGGCAUCCUGAGGUAAUUGAGAUAUUAUAAAAUUAUGUUGCAGGCUGAUUAGUUUAACAACCCUACUUAAUUCAUCUUUUCGGAACGAAAACGCAUUUCGGAAUUUCAUCUGACAUUUCAUGAGUUAGCCCACCUGCUGUACGAAUCUCCACCUGGCCACCAGACGGAAAAAACGACUAAUUAAUCUAUAUGUCUUGUAUCCAUCAACAUCUCAUGAUUACUCAAAGUCACCUAGUCGUAUUUGGAACGUCACUUUAAAAAGCUCACUUCUGAUUAACAUUUAGUGAGAAGUUUUGGAAAAUUUAAAAAGCAAAAGCACUUACUCCUCGUCUCCUUCUUCCGUCCUGCAGAAAACUAAACAGUUUUUCAGCAGUUGGUACGGAAUCCGUCUGCACGGUGUCUUCUGGGAAUUCGUUAAUCCCUGGUACCUGCUGUUUUUGCUCAGUGAUGCCCUCAUUGUUGCCGGCUCCGUCUUCAAGCUGGCGAACGAUACCAAUGUAAGAGCAUACACCCCACGCCGCCGCCUGCUGUCGGUUUCCAUUCCCUCGUUUGAUUAGCUGUGAUUUUUUGUGUCCUUCCGACCUUCUUUCUGCCCUUUUCCCUUUGUCGCCCAAUUCUGGUGUUACUUUAUUGCCUUUUAGGUUUUAGAGCACUAUAACGAAUGGUCAUACUUACUGGGUCUCGGUACCCUGUGCGUUUGGCUUGGGCUUCUCCGAUAUGUGGGAUACUCCACUCAGACCACCGUAAGUCCGCCAUCUCACACCUUCUGCUUGUCAAGAUGUCGUUUUACCGCCUUUGUCAGGCUGGUUGGCACUCCCCUCCCCCAACUUCGGUUUUUUUUCGCCGUUUUGGUUCAAUUGCUGCCCUGUUCACACCUUUGGUUUCUGGGCUGACGGCUGCUGACCCAAAAAAUGCAAUGGGCACCGAAACCAAUGUAACCCACACAACAGUUUUAUUGUGACCUCGGGCCAUGUUGCUUUUAGUAUUUUCCGUCAGCGAGUCUUUGACUGCAAAAGAGCACACAAGACAACGAUUUCAGCCAGUAAAAUGUAUUCAAUGAAUCAUCUGAAGUUUUGCCGGGGGGGGGGGUGCUUCUGAGCCAACCACGUCGUGCCUCUUGGACUGCUUGUCAUUCCUGCUCCCCCGAUGGGCAGAUAAGUAUACCCGAAAAGUUCUCUGCCCAUGAGAUGGGGAAUUGGUCUACUGGGUAAACGAGGGAGACUUGGCUAGACGCAACUGUUAGGCGAUUCGCAUGCCUCAGUUAUGUCUAGCGAUACCGAUUCGCCUAAUUACUUUAAUGUAAACAAGGCGGGAAUGCGACUUUCGUCCCUUUUGACCUUUAUAACUGCUGGCGUAACCAUCGCAAGGGAUUUUACCACCUCAAAUUUCGCACCUUCAUGUCCACCCUGGAGUGUCACUUCAGUCUCAUAUGUGACGUCAUAUAUGUGACUGCGGUGGCUCUGCUUCUUAAACCGCUUGUCAUUUCUGCCCUCCCCCCCCCUUUGUUUUUUUUCCUAGCUCCUAAUACGAACAAUUACUCGCUCGGUGCCAGGCCUUCUGCGUUUCUGCGCCUGCGCCCUCGUCAUCUACUUUGCCUUUGUGCUCUGCUGUUGGGUCAUCAUUGGUCCCUACCACCUAAAAUUUCGUACCUUCAUGUCCACCCUGGAGUGUCUAUUCAGUCUCAUCAAUGGAGACGACAUGUAUGUGACCUUCUCGAUUAUUGGAGCAAAUCAGGGCCUCGGAAUCUUCCUCUUUAGUCGCCUCUUCCUCUACCUCUUCAUAACCCUAUUCAUCUACGUUGUCCUCAACAUCUUCGUCACCAUCAUCUUUGAGGCCUACGAGGAGGUGAAGGUGAGCGAAUGUCGGCUUCUGUUCUCUCGUCGGCUUAACUCAGCCGCUCACAGCGCACAGGUGGUGACAUCGUGCCUUUAUUCUUUCUGAGUCCCGCCAAGCUACAGCCGAUCCUUUAGGGACUGAAAGAGGCAGGACAGUUUCCUUUCGGUUGUCUGCGGAGGACAUGUUUGCGUUAUGCGAGUUUCAUUCUCACAACUCCUAAGAAGCAUGUGGGGGUGAAGCCCAUGGACGAGCCGUUCUUCUUGGAGCUCCAGUCUAAGACCUCAGUAGUUGCCUUUUCUGUAAGCACUGUUGGUAAUGCUAUUCUGCCUACAUUACGCGCCGCUGUGCGGGCGUUGGCGGGGCUCUAAAGACAGCCCGUAAGGUACAACGGGACGAGUGAGUUCCGUAACAUGAUUGGUACGCGCCCCUCCAUCAUUGUUAGUAUAACCAAUCACAACCGACAGGACAACGAGCUCGUAGCUCAGUGGUUAGGGCGUUGUACUUCUAACCAACAGGUCGUGGGAUCGAGCCCCAGGGGUUGCACACCUCGGCGUUGGGUAUGGCUGUCUGACGGUGGCUAAUACACCAGAAGUGGCCCUUCCAGCCUCUCUAGUCUUUAUCGGUAGCGCUAUUCAGCAUCGUUUAUCUUCAAAUAAAGCCCGCUCACCUGUGUCUAAACCUCGUCAACCGUACCGUGGAUGGUCCAGACUGCACUACAGAUAAGUAAAGCCACUGCGAACUGUGUACAACAUCACUAUUCAUCCAGCUGGUCUAAUGAUGCAACCACACUACACGACAAAUUGUCGCUUCAUAUCACAACUGUAUAGCCUGUUGGGGAUUAACUUUCACCGAUCUGGCGGAAGUUUAGAACGGGAUUUGGACGUGCGGUUUUGUUUGGAUUUCUCAUCCAAAGCCUUAGCAGUCACCGUCUCCUCUGUCGUUUUCGGUGAUACUUCCCUUCUUGGGCAUUGUUUAUUAUCACAUGUGCCCAAGCUUCCCCAACCGUAUCUUAAAUGCUCCUGAAUAUCCUCUAAAGGCUAGUAUAGUCACUGCGAACUGUGUACAGCAUCACUACUCAUUCAGUGGGCUUGGUGAUUUAUACCGAUAACAUGGCAAAUGAUUGCUCUAUAUCGCAGUCCGUGGGCGAGGGGAUCCCGAAUGAUGCUGAACCAGUUGGCAUGCCAGUUAUGUAGACCCGAUAACGCAGGGUCAGAGUCAGGAUUAAGGCGAUCUUCCGCCACCUCCACCCUCGUCCUCCUCAGCUGACCAAUCGGAUUCCGUCUGGAGGGGCAGUCGGCUUCGAGUGGAAGUACGCCCGGACAGUAUCGACCUCAGGCCAGCACAAAAAAUGACCGAGACAGUUCAGUCGAUAAGUAGUUAGAUGAGGCUGUAGUUAGUUGACUCGUCCUACCUUCCUACCAGACGGACUGUAUAGAUGUGCGUUGGAGACGCGUGAAGAGAGACAACUUCGACAAAUGGGCCGCAGACGUGAUCCACCGACUGCCGGUCGAGUUCCUCCAUCAUUACUGUCUCCUAGUCAACUCCAGCGUUGGGUGUCUCGUGGCCAGCUCUUUAAGGCCCAAUGCCCCGGCUCCAACCAACCUACCCCAGGCAAAACACUAGUUACACUGUGGCCCUUACGUAGUACCACGAUAGAUUUCCAACCAUCUGCCAUAAGUAGGCUCGCGUAGGUGGUCAGUGCCUUAGCAGCAGUAAACAUCUCCAGUCACACCCAGCCAGCGUGCACUAAGCGGACUGGACAGUCACAGGACAGAACAGAUGUGGUCUGGCUCGCUUUUGAUGGACCGCUUGUAGGCAGCUGCAUUGCAGUAAAUAAACUAUAAUCGAAAGUAUGGAACAUCCGAGGCUCGAACUCGCGACCUGUUAGUUAGAAGUCCACGUCUCUAACCACUGGGCCACGAGCCCGUUGCCCUGUCGGUUUCGAUGGGGAAUAUACAAUGUUAGGGGGCGCUCACCAUAUGACUGGCUGACGACGGCUAGUUAGCCAGAAAUGGCCAUUCCAGUCUCUCUUCUCUUUGCCGGUAAUAAAAUACUGCCUAUACCGUGCGCCUCUGUGCGGCUGCUGGUUGGGCUCGAGAGAGAGUCCGUAAGGCACAACGGAACGAGUGAGUUCCGUAAGAACGAUCAGUGAGCACCCCCUACUAUCGAAAUAUGACUUAAUGCCUUACAGUUUACUAGUGAUCAAAAACCGAUGCGACCAAGCUGUUAAUAUAUUCAAAACUGUCACCUACAGGCAAGGGUAUGCUAGGUGGCUUCGCCUCUCUGAUGAUGCAUUCGUGCGUAGACCGGCUAUUACAUCUGAAUUUAUGAGUAUCCAACGGCAUUACUUUUGUGUGUACCGGUCUGACCCGAUUGCAGUAAACAUCGUGGAUUGCUAUACGACCGCCUGCAUGGCCCACAAAUCCUUAGCUGAACGUCCAAAAAACGGAAGUACCAAUUUCUUUCCCACAAUGGAUUCAUUAAAUUGUUCCUUCCGACUUUUCCAGCAAGCAGUCUUGUUGCAGAGCCAAUGCUUACAACUCGUUUCUAGAGCCUAUGUGGCUAAAUUGCAAGGUAUACAACUUUUUCGCUCACAUUUCAGACAACAGCGAGCGUAUGCCUGGACAAAGUUAGCAGCCGGUGGGGAGAUAGGUAGCCCCGAAAAGUUUUCUGCUGAUGAGGUUGGGAAUUGGUCUACUGGAUAAACGGGAAGUAAUUGGCUAGACGCAUCUGUUAGCCGAUUCGCAUGCCUAAAUUACGUUUAGCGUUGCCGGCUCGCCUAAUUACUUUAAUGUAAACAAAGCGGAAUGACGACUUCCGUGCCUUUCGACCUAUAUAAUUUCGGGCGUAACCAUCGCAAGGGCUGUUACGGACAGCGCCAGACUGCUAGCCUAAAUUAAAUCAGAUUUUGAGGUUUAUAACUUAACUGCAUGUAGUGUCGAUUGUCAGUUGUUCGGCGCAGAUCCUAAAGCUCCCUCCCUCCCCCCUCUAUAGCGUCGGAGACGUGCUGUUGCAAGGUAACACAUAUCACCCCCAGACUGCUUUCCUCUUGCUGCCCUCUGCUCUGGCACGAUCGCAGGUAACUGUUGAGGUCUUUUCGAGAAAAACUGAUAAGAUGGCCAACUAUCUCGUCGGGGACCAUGUGGGCUUUCCUUUUUUUCUACUAUUACUGACCUGAGUGGAAGGUGUGGUCCGUGAAUCUGAUUAGUCACCCCUAUUCACCGACAAUUUGAAUAAGGACGAAAUAAAAGUCCUUCCGUUCAUUCUGUCCUCCUCGAGACAGCAGGUCAGACUGCGAUGGCCGCGACGAUGAUAGAGCGCCUACUCAUAACAUCAAAAAUCGCAUCCUUGUAAUUAAAAGUGAUCUUGACUCAGUUUUCUGUGCCUACGUCAUGGGUAUUGCCGCUGUUCACGGUUAUGUCAUCACAUCUCUUUUAGGAACUACAAGAGCUUGAAGACCACCCACCGACAAAUCCGCUGUGGCACUUUAUUCAGACGCCGACAGCAGCCGAUCUCAUUGACGGUAGUGGUGGUGGUGGCGGUGGCGGUGGCGAUGGGGGCGACAUUGAUGACUUCCGCGUGAUUGGAGAGGACCCCACCACACCCCCUUCCUCGCUGAAUGUAACCACGGCGACGGUCGUUGCGUCGGCCACCGCAAACGCUACAUCCGCAACGCCCACUCAUCUUUAUUGUCAGGACUCCCCAAGCGCUUCUCACCGGCGAAGCUCCCUUCGUCAUUCCAGUUCUAGUCUAUCCGUAGAACGGACGCUUUCCAAGGUUUGCAUAUUCCUCUCUCCUCCUCCUCCUCCGCCUCGUCAUCAUCAUCACCAUCAAACUUAUCAUGCAUGGUUGCUUUCUAUCCAAUAUUCUCCGUCCCGUCCGCUACCUUUAUUUCAUUUUCCGGCCUAUUUCUUUCCUCCAUUUCUCGUCUGACCCUUCAUGUCCUCCUGCCUUAACCUUUCACAUCCUGGCGUCUGGUCCUUCUACGCCAUCAAUUUUCCAUCUCUGUCAGAUUCUUUCAGUCAUCUACCCUCAUUGCCUGUCUUCCCCUGUCCUCUUUUUCGUCAUCUAUACGCACCAUCGAAUAUCGCAAUUUUUCUCCACUAACUUUCCUUUGCCAACUUCGAUUCUCACUCGUCCUCUUUCUUGUCUUCUUCCUGGUCUCUAUUACGUUUCGCCCUCCUCUCUCCUUAUUUACUUUUUUUGGCAGAGUUCUGUAUGCUGAAAUAGUGAAGCCGAUACUGGAAAAUCCACCCCCACGGCACAUCGGCGCACUCCUAAAUCUGACGCGCUUGGGCCUGCCACUACGGCCUGGAGAAUUCCUGACUGACUGGCUAGCUCGAUCUUUCACAGUUUUGAGUACCAGGACUCCUGCCUAGCGCGUGGCCCUUACGGCACGCCCACGCGCUUGAGAUCUGAGAGGACCGCCCCCCCCCCCCUCCUAAUGCAGCCAGGCACCAGACCGUGUGUGGCACGCUCAGAUUGACUGUUUAGCUUUGUAAAUCACUGCAUCCGCACUCACCUCCGGUGGGAGACGGUGAGUGGGGCAGAUGCAGCCAAGGUCUGCCUUACUAUAACAGCUCAACCGUCAAUUCCAGCGACGUCCACCGUGUUUCUAACUCGCAUGAUGGGCGCAGGGACGGUGAUGUGGACGUGAAUUAUUUUAUUGACUUGCGAAGCACCCACCGCACUCGCUCCUCUCCCAACCGCCUGAACCCUCUGUCGAGGCAGAAGGACGGAGGUGGAAUCAGCCGCAGGUGGCUGGCUUAAAUCUGCGCCUGGGCGGGCCACCACGCACACCCCCAGGUGGCAUUUGCUAUGGACGCGCAUCCCCAUUAGCACCUUACGUGCCGCGAUCUGGCCUCCGUGUUUGAUCUAGCUCAUCAACCGCGUAUCUCGUUGUAGAGAGCAGAGUACGGACACGUCGCCGUUGCUGUGCCCACUCUGUGAGGCACUCGGGGGACGCCUAAAUUUAUGACGGCGCGCUAAGUGUUGUGGCUGAAGAUACUACUCAGUCCCCGUAGUGAGUACUAUGUGUGUGGAGUGAGAGGCCGAAGGACAGAGUCAGGUACAGUGGCCCUCAUGCCUGUCGGAUUCCAUUUGCUCCUACUGUAAUCUGCCGCUCGUAGUGAGGAUCGCGUUGUGUGUGGUCCGCGUAGAUGGGCCGCUUGUCUUUGAUAGCAAUUGCGUCCAUCUCCGGUCAUACCGACUGUGUCAUGCCACUGACAGACGGUGGGUGUGGGAGGAAAGCGUGAGAAAGAUGCGGUGCACGUCUGCUUCUCUGUGAACUAAUUCACCCGUAAGACACUGCCCUUUGACCCACCUCCUGGGGCAGUAGUGGGCCUCCUCGUCCUCGGUAGUCUAACCACUGACACACAGUUCCCCUUCGGUCAGCUCCGCCUUUGCUCUUCGAGUCAAUGGGGAUCCGAAGCAGAUCACUGACAGAAAGUUUACAUGGUAAUGUUUUAUGAGUGGCGUGAAGCACGUAACCCCCGGGCCCUCUCUGUGACUUCCUUCACGCAGGAAGAGUUUACAGAACUUGUCGUUAGGUUUUAAACAAAAAGAACUGUCCACUGCGCCAGAAAGGUUUUUCUUGCUCGAAUUCCCCGCAUUUUUUCUGAAAAUGCCGGGAUUCCUCGUAGACUGAUGUCGAGAGAUUGCAAACAGUUCCCAUCCUAGUGGUGCAUUCUUAUGAUGGCCUGGUUCGAGAAGAGCGGGCCCUUCCCAGUGUGCACUUGGUGACGUGGAACCUCGGCCAGAUGUCUGUCGCUUUUGUAGGGAAUGUUUUUAACUGCAGACUUCCAUCGUAUCUCUACGCUCUUGGACGCAAAUUGCGCUCAUUCAAGCGAAUGGUUAGUAGCUACUGGACGAACAGUUUGCGACCUCAUUUAUUUACUGUUCUAGAGGCCCCGCUGUCAAUUACAUGUAUCUGCAUCAAAUGUUUUUCUCUCCCUCAUUCCCACCCCUUCCUUGUACAUUUCCUCCACUUUUUCUCCUUCUCUAGGACCAGUCAUUCGUAGCUUACGGGAGUCCGGACAGGGGCCGUUCGUCGUCUCAGUCGAGUGUGGCAGUUAUCCCAUGAUUCGGUAAGCUGAGGGCCAUUGCUUUAAUUAAUGUGCUACGUCGAUUAAAACGUAACAUGAAAAAGACCGCUGUCUCUUCUGGUCUCCUUACUCGCAUGACCCAAUCCCAGACCUGCCAGCUGUCUUACGGAUCCGUAAGCACUAGUUCGUGCGCCUACCAACGGAGCCGUCUGGUUUGCUUUCGCCGUCGGAGGGAGAGACCGCGGUUCUGCUCUUUUGCCACCUCCCAGACUCGGGUUCCAGUGAGACAUUUGUAUGACUUUCUUCAGCGCACAUUUCGAUGGUGCGCCACGGAAACAGAAAAGCAGUCGUGCCGACUGCCUUGCCGUAGGAAGUAGUCCGUCCUCGGGACAUCGUCUGACGCCUCGCACUCACCUGUGACUUCAGCAGACUGACCUCAGCACAUCAAUCACACGCCGGUGACCUCCCUGGUGGACAGGUGAUGAUGGCAGAGCAGAUUAGCUGGCGCACGCGUGGGUUUAUAUUUUGAGUCUAGUUCUCGAGUAUUUGGCCAGCCUGGCCAAUCGCGCGGCAGUACGUGUAAGCAGAGACUGCAUUUGAGCCACUGAACCUCCUCUCCGUAUCCUUUGUAAGUCCAACCAGAAUAAUUGAUUGAUGAUCUUCCGAUCGUCCAAGAACCCGGUCAAAUCAUGGGUCUGUCCGCUUUAGUUCCUGGCCUCGUGGGCGACCUUCCUACUCCACUUUUGUGUCUUAGGAUUGUGUUGGCAUAACCGGUGAAGCUCUCUUGGCCUGCGCGUAGUAUUCACCAUAUCGCAAUGUCGCCGCAUGGUCCGCUACUGCAUAUUCGCAGCUAAUCUUCACUGAAGGCCGUUUCGUAAUCCGCCUAGCCGACACUACGUUUACCGUUUUUUCCCGGGAGUUCUUGUCUUCCAGGUAUAGUUUAGUAGUAGUAUAGUAGUAUAUUCUAGGGUAGUAGGCAAUGCCCUUGAUGACCUUGUUGAAAAACAGCACAUACAAUAUAAAUAUUGAAUGCACAUCGUACUAACACUUUGCCAGUAGGAUGUGCAUUUAACAUUUAUAUUGUACGCACCGUUUUUCAAAAGGGUCAUCCUGCGCCAACCAGAUCGCGCAUGUGGCACGCGCAGACAGGCUGUUUACAGUGAGUGACCGAUCUCGUGAAAUUUUGACCCGAAAUUCUGAAAUACGUUUUUGAUUAGGGAAGAUUACUCAGGUACGGUUACAAUAUGGAUUAUUAUGCGGCAUAACCCUAUAAUGUUUCGUGCUCGUCAGAAUGUCGGCUUUUGAAUGCACUCCUUUUUGUCCUCCUGCACAAACUACUCUCGGUAAAAAAUGACUACUCAAGUAGCAUGCAUUUUUCCCAUUUACUUUCGAUGGUCUUAUAAAUUCAAGUAUGUUUUAUAGAAAACACGCAUAAAAAUAUGCUUAACUCUGCUGAUUUGGUAGAGAAUCACUUUGUAUUUAAAUUUUUUACCUGAAGAAAGGGUAUAUUUAGUUUUUGAGGAAGGUUGGUAGAAAAUCCCAUUGUCUUCCCAUUUUUUGCCAUAACAAAGGUUAUCUUUUGGUUUUAAAAAAGUUUCUAAUUUUGAGUCUUUUAAGACCAUGCAAUGUCCAUUCAUGCAGCAUCGCAUAUGUCCGUUUGCCAAUGCUUCUCAUUAAAUGAAGAACAUAGUCCGCAUCUAUUGCGAUAUGUUAUGAACUUUGCAUGGUACCUUUUAAAAGGUAUAGCAGAAUGUAUGAAUUUCCCUACGCCAAAAGCAAACACCUUGUAAACUGAAAUCCCUAAAAGCUAAUGCAACGACGGAUCAGCCUCGAAAUUACUCGGGCAUAGAGAAACUUUUCCGAAACCUAAAAAUACACUUCCUUCCGGUAAAAAAAUAAAUAAAACGAAAGUGGUUCUCUACCAAACGGAUGAAAGAAAGCAUAUUUCUAGGCCUGUUUUAUACAAAACAUAUUCGAAUUUAUAAGACCAUCAAAAAACAAUGUGAAAAAUGCACGCUACUUAAGUAGUCCUUUCCUACCGAGUGCGGUUUCUACAGAAGGUUAAAAAGGAGUUCAUUCAACAUUCAAAAUCCUGCCAAGUUCGAAACAUAGGAUUAUGCCGUAUAAUAAUCCAUUUGUAACCGUACCUGAGUAAUCCUCCCUAAUCAAAAACGCAUUCGAGAAUUUCGGUCAACAUUUCGUGAGAUCGGUCGCUCACCGUAGCUUUGUCAGCCAUUGCGCACGAUUCCGCAUCCGACCUUUUUGACUCUCUUGAGAUGAGGGUCAGGUGGGUGAAGGAGGAAAAAGUGCUGUAGAUGCGACGCAUUUCGACAGUUACUACAAACUACUUCACACACAAGUCUCCGUCCCUGCGCACGCCCUUCUGUCGGGUGGACCUCGUCGGUAAUGACUGUCGGACUUUCAGCUAUCUCAAGCGUCUGAAACGCUAUCACUGCAUGGCUACUGUUUGGUGCGUUUCAGAGCCUACCCGCGGAUCCACGAUCGGAUCAAAGUUAACUGUCACGUGAUCAGCUUAUGGCGCCACAUUUCGUUCCGGCUGGCUGGGAACCGCAGAAAACUCGUUAAUGUGCACCUCACUUCAGUUGGAGUACAGGGCCGUCUAGUUGUGGCAACUGCCCAAACCCUAGAACAUAAUUUUGUUUCCUCCAGACUGGCGUUUUGGCCUAGUGUUCUUCGGUGGCUCAAUCGUUGUGGCGUUUUGCGUAGUGAUAUUAGACUCGAAUCAUAGACCUGCCAGUGAUCGAAGCAAUUGUGCGGUUCUCUUCUUGACAUCUCACCUUACCUCUCCCUUUUUUUCAGAACGAUGCGUAUCCGUCGCGAACUGCCGGAAGGUUUUAUUCCCUAA
This is a messenger RNA of Spirometra erinaceieuropaei, 29096 nucleotides long. NCBI's taxonomy places the organism in Eukaryota, Metazoa, Platyhelminthes, Cestoda, Diphyllobothriidea, Diphyllobothriidae. The record is from the annotation of a GenBank genome assembly.